AUGGCGCCCCUAAACGCCGUCUCUGAGGCCGCAAUAGCCAGACUCCGAAGCUAUGUCCCCCCGCCAACAGCAUACAGCUCGGUGCCACUAAGCCGGCGUGCAGCCGUGCUGAUACUGCUCUACGCCGACGCUAAGGGGGAUCUAAGGGUGGUUGUUACGAUCCGGGCCAAGACACUCAGUUCGUAUGCAGGAGAGGCGGCUUUGCCUGGCGGCCGAGCAGAUACACUUGAAGAAACGCCCUUCCAAACCGCCCGCCGCGAAGCGAGCGAGGAGAUCGGCCUCCCUGAAGGGGAGAGCAUCACUCUCCCUCCCUUCCGCGUGGAGCAUCUCUGCGAGCUGCCGGCAAAUCUUGCCAAAACCGAACUGGUCGUGCGUCCCUGCGUCGCGCUGCUGCAUGGCUACGAUCCUGUAACGGGGCUGGAGGCAGAUCCGGAGGUAUCGCUGAUCCCCAAGUUGGAUGCGCGGGAGGUUGCUGCUGUGUUUACGGCGGGAUUUAGGGAUUUCUUGUCUCUUACUGAAGAUGAGAAGUGGUAUCGAGGGAGUUGGAGUUUGUGGCAUGACUCUAGAUGGAGGAUGCACCAGUUCUUUGUCCCAAGCCAAACAGUCAAACAUGGAUCGACAUCAUCAACCGUCAACGUAGAAGAAGACUCAGGCUCAGACUCAGACUUCCGCUAUCGCGUAUUCGGCAUGACAGCCCGUAUGCUAGUUGACGCGGCGCGAGUUGCCUAUGCGCAGGAACCCGAGUUCGAGCAUAACAGCCACUUUGGCGAUGAGGAGAUGAUCGCCAAGCUACGCCGGUUAGGCCGAUUGAGUGCAGUUCGCAAGGCUUCAGAUGGAUUGACCCGUGAAACAAUGGAAAAGGCGUCCAAACUGAGCUAG
Molecule: messenger RNA, 879 nt
Organism: Penicillium antarcticum
Lineage: Eukaryota; Fungi; Ascomycota; Eurotiomycetes; Eurotiales; Aspergillaceae
Product: NUDIX hydrolase
Exons: 5
Coding region: 1-879 (292 amino acids)
Biological process (GO): coenzyme A catabolic process
Molecular function (GO): coenzyme A diphosphatase activity; acetyl-CoA hydrolase activity
Source: RefSeq, a predicted model, not a curated record